Molecule: messenger RNA, 1206 nt
Organism: Schistosoma intercalatum
Lineage: Eukaryota; Metazoa; Platyhelminthes; Trematoda; Strigeidida; Schistosomatidae
Source: the annotation of a GenBank genome assembly
AUGCUGUAUUGUCUACUAUAUUCGUUCAUUGGAGUCAGCAAUGAUUUAAAUCAGUUUCAGGCAGAAAAAUACAGUGAAGUUAAAAGAAUUUGUGAAUAUUUGCUCACAACCAAAGGUGUGAAUCCCAAUAAUGGAGUUUUUGAAAGUAUUCAGUCAAAUCCGGACCAAAGCUCUAUGUAUUUAUCAAAUCCUCAAAAAUGUGAAGAGUUUAAAUUGUUCCAUGGUCAUGUCAUUCAAUCCUCAAUUGAAGAAAAACUAUUUCCUUUAGCAUUCAGUUUAUCUGUUCAUCAAAACAUUAAACAAGUAUCACGUCUACUUCGACUGAUAUACAGACCACAUAAUUUGUAUUGUAUUCAUGUAGAUUCUAAAUCCCCAAUUGAAUUUUAUGAUCAAGUGUUAGAGUUGGCCCGAUGUUUUGGUUUAAAUGUUAUGGUGUUGAACCGGACAGAAAGUAUAAAUAUUCAGUGGGGAUAUUAUUCCUUACUUGAAGCGUUUCUUGUAUGUGCGGACAAAUUAAUGAAAAACACAGACUAUAUGUGGAAAUAUCUAUUGAAUUUGAGUGGACAAGAAUUACCCUUGAGGACAAACUGGGAGUUGGUUGCAGCAUUGAAAGCAAUAAACGGAUCAAAUGUCGUUGAAGGCUUAGGUCCAAAUUUCAACCCUUCACGUUGGCCUAAAAAGAAUUUCUCAUUUCCUAUUAUUUGGACCAAGGGAAGUUUUUACAUGGCAUUAAAGCGUGAGUUUGUUCACUUCUAUCAAACUGAUCAAAAAGCAAACGAAAUUCUCAAUGCGAUGAAAGAAGAAAGACACUUAGUAAAACAUCCAGAUGAACUAUUUUUCCCUACACUAACUCACAAUCCACUACUUGGUGCCCCUGGUGCUUGUAAUGAAAUUCAUGUUACUAAUCAUUCAGAUCCACGGAAAAUUUUCAUAGCUCGUUAUGUAACAUGGUAUCAUGAAGGUUGCAAAAGUCCAAGGGUGCGCCGUAUUGUUUGCAUUAUAGGCAUAAACAACCUUCCGUACAUAACGUCACGAGUUGAAUUCUUCGCCAAUAAGUUUCAUGAUGAUUUUGAACCGAUUGCAUAUGACUGCACAGAGUAUUAUAUCAUGAAGAAAGUUUUAAACGAGAUGACAAGUAAACAAUUAGAUCCAAGUUUCAAUCUCACACAUUACUCUAUAUUGCAUUGUUCACAAAAUCAUAUCUAA